Messenger RNA from Gavia stellata (red-throated loon), 218 nucleotides. RefSeq names its product NOP10 ribonucleoprotein (gene NOP10). Gene Ontology annotation, biological process: rRNA pseudouridine synthesis; ribosome biogenesis; snRNA pseudouridine synthesis. The record is from RefSeq and is a predicted model, not a curated record. The coding region runs from base 4 to 198 and encodes 64 amino acids. Gene Ontology annotation, molecular function: box H/ACA snoRNA binding; telomerase RNA binding. Lineage: Eukaryota; Metazoa; Chordata; Aves; Gaviiformes; Gaviidae. The transcript has 2 exons. Gene Ontology annotation, cellular component: box H/ACA telomerase RNP complex; box H/ACA snoRNP complex.
GCCAUGUUCCUGCAGUGCUACAACGAUGAGCGCGGCGAGCGCGUCUACACCCUGAAGAAGGUGUCCCCGGCGGGGCAGCCCACCCGCUCGGCCCACCCGGCCCGCUUCUCUCCCGACGACAAGUUCUCCCGGCACCGCCUGGCCCUGAAGCGGCGGUUCGGCGUCCUGCCCACCCAGCGGGCGCGGCCGCUCCUCUGAGCGGGGAGCCGCGGUGGCGG